Lodderomyces pseudojiufengensis is the source of this 2508-nucleotide messenger RNA. RefSeq lists its product as uncharacterized. Gene Ontology annotation, molecular function: protein binding. The record is from RefSeq and is a predicted model, not a curated record. The transcript has a single exon. Lineage: Eukaryota; Fungi; Ascomycota; Pichiomycetes; Serinales; Debaryomycetaceae. Bases 1 to 2508 code for a protein of 835 amino acids.
AUGGUUCAUUCAAUAAGUCUGUCUCCGUCAUCAUCUACAAUUGGCUCACCAAAAAGUAAAAAGAAUGGAUUUUUUAAUAAACUAAUCAAGAAAAAAGAUAAUCCGUCAAGAAAUUCAUCAAUAAAUGGAAGUAGUAAUAGUAAUACUACAGCAAAUACAUCAACUGAAAAAUUACAAAAAGUCUUUACUCAUGGAAGUAGUCGGAGUAGUCGAAAAAGAGACCUAAGUGAAGGAAGAGGUAUAGAAGGUGAUAAUGAUUCAUACAUAUAUAAUGAUGAGGAUGGAGAUGUAAAUACUAUGAUGGAUUAUGAUUCAGAUUUAUCAUCCGCUGGGUCCCUUGGUAGAUCACUUUCAGUAUCAAGUAGAGUAAAAUCAAAUACAAAAUUUGGAAAUUAUGAGAAUCAUAGAGUUGAUGAAAGAGUAUCAUUCCCAAGUGUUGAUGAAACUUUAUUUUAUUCAGAUUUACCAACUUUAAAUUUAAGAGAAGAUGAAGAACCUCCUUGGGUUGGAUUAACUUAUGAAUCAUUCUUAACUCCAAAAUAUGUUAAAGUUUCAAGAAGAAAUAAACAAAGUCCCAGACUGUUGAAUCAUUUAUUUUUAGCUCAAGAAUUAAAUGUUGAAUCAGAACUGAAUGAUGAUGAUUCAAGAAAUGGAGAAAUUUAUACAAUGAGUUUUAGUAAAGAUGGGAAAUAUUUAGCAUGUGCAGGGAGAGAUGCAAUUUUAAGAGUUUAUAAAGUUAUAUCUUCACCAUUAGCAAGAUUAGAAUAUAAUCAAAAUGAAAAAAAUUUAGGAGGUGUAGGAGGUAAAGAAGUUCCACGAAGUAAUAAGAGAGAUUUUGUAUUUGAUCCGGCACCUGUUUUCCAUACAACACCUUCGGAAUAUAAAGGUCAUACAAGAAGUAUAUUAUCAUUAGCAUGGAGUAAAAAUAAUUUUAUAAUUACGGGAAGUAUGGAUAAAACUGUUAAAUUAUGGCAUGUCGAUAGACCAAAUUGUUUACAAACGUUUCAACAUGAAGAUUUUGUUACAGCAGUUGAAUUUCAUCCAUUAGAUGACAGAUUCUUUUUAAGUGGUUCAUUAGAUAAUGAUGUUAGAUUAUGGUCAAUUUUAGAAAAAAGUGUAUCAUUUAGUAGAAACUUGGGGGAGGAUGUAUUAAUUACUGCAUUAGCAUUUUCACCAGAUGGUUUGAAUUGUAUUGUUGGUGGGUUUAAUGGGUCUGUGUUUAUAUUGGAGACUAAAGGAUUACAUAUAGUAAACAGAGUUGAGAUUAAAGAAAGAUCAAUUGCUCAUCCAUUUCAUGAUAAAUCUAAUGGUAAUAAAAUCACUGGUAUACAAGUAUUUGAAAAUCCUUUGAAGAAAAAUUCAACUGAUUUAGAAAAAUGGACUGUGUUGAUAACUACUAAUGAUUCGAAAGUUAGAAUGAUCAGCACUGACAAGAAAAAACUUAUAACUAGAUUCAGAGGAUUGACCAACAAUUCUUCAUCAAUUGCUGCAUCAAGUAGUGAUGAUCACAAAUAUAUCAUAUCGGGUUCAGAAGAUCAUUAUUGUUAUGUAUGGGAGAACAACAAUAGCAUUAUCAAUAAUAAAUUAAGACAAUCACUUAGAGAUUUUGUUAUAGAUGGUAAACAACAAAUUAAUGACUUUCAUCAUAAAUAUGAAAAAUAUACUAGACUUAUUCAUUCAAACAAAUUCUUGGGUAAAUUAUUAGAAGAUGAUGAUAAACAAGAUUAUAUUUCAAAUGAAAAUAAUAGUUAUUCAUGUUUCCAUGCUCAUCAUUCAAGAUGUAAUGUUGCUAUUUUUGCACCAGAAUCAACUAAAAAUUCAUUACAAUUAUCUGAUGAUUUAGUAUUUGAUUUAUAUAAAAGAGGUCAAGCUUGUAGAAUGGAUCCUUCUAAAUGUUGUUGCCCUAAUGCAAAAGAUCAUAAACAUGAAGAAAAUAAUGGAACUGGUGAUAUAAUAGUUACAACUGAUCAAUAUGGUUUGAUUAGAGUAUUUAGACAAGAUAUUGCUUGGUCAAUUAGAUCACAAUUUAUCGAAGUGCAUAAAAAAUGUCAAGCUCAUAGAAAUGACCAACAUCAACAAUGUAUACAAGAUGGAAAACCAAUUUUAAGAAAUAAAUCAAAUGGUGAUGGACCAAGCCCUACUAGAGGAGGCUUUGAAACUUCAAAAUCAAUCAAACCAAUACUUUCUUCUAAAAUUUCAAGUCCUUCUCAUACUUUUACAAAUUAUACUUAUAGUCCACCACCACAAAAUAAUAUUUCACCAAUUAAUAUUAAAGUUGAUGAUUUAGGAGGAGUUUAUUCAUCACCUCAAAAUAAUAUUAGUCAACUGACUUUAAAUGCUGUGCCUAAUGAACAUGCACAACAAUUUGAAAGAGGUGAACAAUUUCCACCAGUUAAUAGUCAACUUGAUUUAACAAAUGGAGAAGCUCAAGCUCAAGCUCAACCACAAGUUCAGCCACAACCACAACCAUUACGGUUUGAAUCUACUGAUAGAGGUAGAAUGAAUUAA